CCACUAGAUGGCCGUGUCUUUCUGUUUGUCGGUGCCAAACCUUUAGAACCCGACAAUUUAUAUCCCGAGAAACUAUUUGCUUUGCCAUUAGACAACCUCUCCAAAAGCAACACCAAGCGGAUUCGGAACACGGAGGGGUUUGGGAUAACGCGGAAAAGAAGCUUUAAACAGACGCGAUGAACCUCGAAAUUUGAUUUGCAUAUCCGGGACAUAUUUUUAUGUCAUACAUUUGGAGGAAAGCUAAUUUUUCUUUUUCAUUUUGGAGAGUUUGCCUGAAGCACAGUAGUGAUGGACCAACAUUAGUCUGCUAGAUAUCGUUGACAUGGGCGGGUUGUUGCGUAAACUGUGACGAGGAGAUGUUAGAGCAUGACCGUCGAACAUCUCUGAAGUUUUAUUUCAAUUUAUUGGAUCAUAUAAAAGACAACAUUUCUAUCGCGCUGUUAAAACAACAUCCAGCUGAGUGGAAUAACACCUUUCAGAAAUCGGUCACCUAAUGGAUAUCAGUGGGAUCCAGAGAAACUUCUGCAUUUGAAUUGUCACGAUCGACUCCAGCAGUUUCCCACCUUCGGAUUUCAGGUUUAGUAUGGCUCUGUUGAGAUUUGCCAGACACUUUAUAUACAUCACAUGGCUGGGUUUCUUAUGGAGGAGUUCAGCAGAUCAGCCCCGCCUGACAGACCACCUCCACUCUGCCGUUGGACUCUCUGAACUGUGUGGUAUCGAUGAGAUUCUUUGCCAGGAUGAAAAUGCUCUGCUGAGUUUUGAGGCCAUCCGCAGCAUUCACAAAGACAUGGACGACGAUGCAGACGGUAGUGUGGACGUGACAGAGACGGAUGGGUUCCUAAGGGAAGACCUAAAGUACCACGACCCUAAAGGAAAACACAACAGUUUCCACAGAGCAGAUCUGCUGAUCACAGUGGAGGACAUGUGGAACUCCUGGAAGGCCUCUGAAGUUUAUAACUGGACAGUGGAAGAAGCAGAGGAGUGGCUCACCAGUUUUGUGGAGUUACCGCAGUAUGUUGAUUCCUUCAGAAAGAACGUCAUCAGUGGCAAAGAUUUGCCUAGACUUGCAGUAAAAAAUGCUACCCUACUUGUGUCUGUGCUAAAGAUACCAGACCGCAGUCAUGCACAGAAACUGCAGCUGAAGGCUCUGGACACUGUGCUUUUUGGACCUCCAGUGAGCAGACACAGUCACCUGAAGGACUUGAUGCUGGUGGUGUCCAUCAUCAUUGGCGUUGGAGGCUGCUGGUUCGCCUACAUCCAGAACCGGAAUUAUAGGGACCACAUGGGCAAGAUGAUCAAGGACCUGGACGGCCUUCAGAGAGCCGAGCAGAGCCUGCUGGACAUGCAGCAGAAGCUGCAGAUCGCACAGGAGGAGCAUCACACGGUGGAGGAAGAGAAGGUGAACCUGGAGCGAGAGAUGCGGAGCGAGAUUGAAGCAGCCAAGGAGGAGGCGCAGAGACUCCGAGAGCUGCGUGAAGGAACGGAGAACGAGCUGAGCAGACGGAAAUAUGCAGAGCAGGAGCUGGAUCAGGUGCGGAUGGCUCUGAAGAAGGCCGAGAGGGAGCUGGAGUUGAGGAGCGGCUGGUCUCCUCCUGAUGCUCUGCAGAAGUGGCUGCAGCUCACACAUGAGGUGGAGGUGCAGUACUACAACAUUAAGAAACAGAGCGCAGAAAGACAGCUCAUAGUUGCUAAAGAAGGGGCCGAGAAGAUCAAGAAGAAGCGAGCAUCUAUAUUUGGGACAUUCCAUGUGGCCCACAGCUCCUCACUGGAUGAUGUUGAUCACAAAAUCCUCUCAGCCAAAAAGGCUCUGGGAGAAGUGACGGCAGCUCUGAGAGAAAAGCUCCAUCGGUGGCAGCAAAUUGAGUCUCUGACGAACUUUAAUAUCGUCAACAACCCAGGCAUGUCAUCUCUGGCCGCUGCCCUCAAUGUGGACCCUGCUUUUCUAGGCAUCCGCCCCUCAACACCUCAACAUCUCCUGCUAUCUGAUGACCUGGAUGACAUGGAUGAAGACAUACUCUCCCCUGGAACCCUGCAGUAUGCCGCCUGGCAGAUGGAUCGGCGAGUGAGUGACCUUUGGCCCGUGACUUCCGAGAGCCAAUCCCUGUGGAAACAUUCCGCCCCCAGUCUGAUGUCUCUGCGUCCGCGACACGGAGAGGCGCUGCUGAACCUGAGCUCUCAGAGGGAUCUGAACCGCUCCGAAUCUGACUCGUCUCUCUCCAUGUCUCAGUACGGAGACGGCCAUCGCUGCUCCUCAACUCCCCUCUACAAUAAACCGUCCCGAUCCAACGGCGGCUCCUCCACUGACAGCCCUCUGCUUCAGAAGAAGAGCUUCGGCAUGGAGAAGUGCGCUAGCCUGGGAGAGAUCAACUCGCAGCCCUCAAGCCUGAUCUCCGGCGACUCCCUGCACUCCCUCAACUUCACCUCUGAGCAGGACACCCUGUCUCGAGCUGGCAUCCGCGUGUCCCAUAUCGCCAGCAGGAGGAGCCUAGUGGAUGAGGACAAUGGCUCCACUGGAGAAGACACUGAGGGCUCCGGCUCAGGACGCAAGAAACAUGGCUUUCCUAAAAUCUUCCGGAGGCCUAAGAAAUAAACAGGAAAGGACCAGUCGUGUGCUACAUUUGGAGAAGGGUUUGGUAGGAAGGUGUAAUUUAUGUGGAUUGUUUUUAGGUUUAUUCUUUUUUUCUUGGUGUAUUUGUGUCGACCAACGGCAGCAGAAACAGGCAUUUGUUGGGAACAGGUAUGAUAUCACUGUAUGUUUAUUUAUUUACUUCAGAAAAUAAGGGCGCCAGCUUAUGGAAGCUUGUUUCUGUCAUGGAAAUCAAUUUUCUCACAUGAUUCAGAUUUUUUUACUCUGAGCUGUGAGUUUAUAUUUCAUAUUUCAAUUUUUGUUUCUGUCAAAUAAUAUGCGACCCUGGUCAUAGGGCUCUGUUUUUGGAUAUUGAGAUGUAUGCAUCUUCUGAAAGCUGGAAGAAUGAGCUUUCCAUUGAUUUAUGAUUUAGGAUACGACUAGGCAUAGGACGAUGACCGCUUUAAAGGCUUACCGCAGUUACAAGAAGUACCUCCAAAAUUUGAUGUUAUACCGUUUUACCAGUACACUACCUGACAGGUCUUGUUGUCGAUGCCAGUUGUAAGCGCAACAAAUAAUAACUUAACUUCUAGUUGAUCAUUUGAAAAGAAGGCAGAAGGUCAAUCCCAAUCAUCACAAAUACUGCAGAAGACUUAAUGGAAUCCACAUGGACCCAAGAUUCUCAUAGAAAUCAGUCAAGUUUGGUGCAGGUAAAGUCAUGGUUUGG
Danio rerio (zebrafish) is the source of this 3293-nucleotide messenger RNA. The record is from RefSeq and is a predicted model, not a curated record. Lineage: Eukaryota; Metazoa; Chordata; Actinopteri; Cypriniformes; Danionidae.